AUGAGCACAACAGACUUUGACUACUUGUUCAAACUGCUCCUCAUUGGGGACAGUGGUGUCGGUAAGAGCUGUUUAUUGUUGCGUUUUGCGGAAGGUUCGUUUUCGGACUCGUUCAUGUCGACGAUCGGUGUCGACUUUAAGAUCAAGUCGCUGCAGUUCGAGGACGGUAAAGUCGUCAAACUGCAGAUCUGGGACACCGCUGGGCAAGAGCGCUUCCGGACGAUCACCUCGUCCUACUACCGCGGGGCGCACGGCAUCAUCAUCGUCUUUGACGUGACCGACGAAGAGAGCUUUAAGAAUGUUACGUCUUGGAUUUCUGAGAUUGAAAACUACGCGAGCGAAUCGGUCUGCAAGCUUCUCGUGGGGAAUAAGACGGACCUGACGGAGCAGAGGGUUGUCACCCGCCAGCAGGCCGAGGAGCUUGCGCAAAGACUGGGCAUUCCGUACAUUGAGACAAGCGCAAAGACGGCGGAUCACGUGGAGGAAGCGUUUGUCAUGAUGACGAAAGAGAUCCGAAACCGCACAGGGAACCUGGCACUCGCCAAAGGCAGUGGUGCUGGAACCAGCCGCUCUGGUGUGGAUGUGCGGGCCGAAACCGAGCAGGUCAGCCAAAGCGGCGGUUGCUGUUGA
Molecule: messenger RNA, 630 nt
Organism: Cyanidioschyzon merolae strain 10D
Lineage: Eukaryota; Rhodophyta; Bangiophyceae; Cyanidiales; Cyanidiaceae
Product: small GTP-binding protein of Rab family
Exons: 1
Coding region: 1-630 (209 amino acids)
Molecular function (GO): GTP binding; GTPase activity
Source: RefSeq, a predicted model, not a curated record